CAGCUCCGGGACACUUGCUGUGGAAAGAGGAGACAAGCAACAAGGACGUAGACGGAGAAAGUGCACGGACAAGAAACCAGAUCACUUUCACUCGACCCACAACGUCGUAACGAUGGCUUCAAAGUGCCCCAAGUGUGAAAAGACGGUGUAUUUUGCUGAAAAGGUGUCAUCGCUUGGGAAGGACUGGCACAAGUUGUGUCUCAAAUGCGACCGCUGCAACAAGCUGCUGAAUGCCGGAGGCCAUGCUGAGCACGAUGGAAGGCCCUACUGCCACAAACCGUGCUAUGCUGCCCUCUUUGGGCCAAAAGGUGUGAACAUUGGAGGAGCCGGCUCUUACGUUUACGACACUCCAGUCAACAACAACCCGUCUAACACCAGCGUGGAUUCAGCGCCCAAAACUGAGGAGAAGAAAACUUUUGUGCCCAAGGCCCCAUCCAAAGCUGGCAGCAUCACCACUUUCUCCGGCGAGGCCAACCUCUGUCCCCGAUGCAACAAGAAAGUGUAUUUUGCUGAGAAGGUGACAUCACUGGGGAAAGACUGGCAUCGACCCUGUCUGCGCUGUGAGCGCUGCAGCAAGACUCUGGCUCCUGGAAGCCACGCAGAGCAUGACGGCCAGCCCUACUGCCACAAACCAUGCUAUGCCGUCCUCUUUGGGCCCAAAGGCGUGAACACUGGUGGUGUGGGCAGCUACAUCUAUGAGAAGGAGCCCAAUGCAGUGACCCAGCCCUGAACCUUUGACUCCCUCCCUUCAGCCUCAUCCCUCCGCUCAACACUGACCACAUCAACCGCAGUAUUAGUGGUAGUCUUUCUCUAUCUCUCCCCCUCACCUGUGCAAUCAUACCUGAGAAAACCAGCCUAAUGAUUCCGGAUGCUUCUCUCCUUCAUUCCCACCAGCUUCUAGCACCAUGAGGAGUAAAAUAACCCUGAACAUGUGUUUGGUGUACUUCCUUAAACACAUUCCCCACAUUAGCUCCAUGCUAAUCAUCACCAUUCAACUAAAGUCAACCAUUUUUGCCAUGUUUAUAAAUGUACCUGAACACAUUAGAUGUCACCACAACUGAAUAAAAAUGUGUUACAUUUCUAUAUGCACCCUGAAAAAAGGAGGAAAAGUCAUUCUCAGGUGUGGAAAGGUGCAUUCUGGUUCUACCUUGCUAACAAUAAAGGAGGGAUUUCUACUGCAGGUAUGCUCAGGAGCAUUUGCCAAUAAAAUGUGUGUUAUAAAAAUGCCAUAUUUAAAGGCUGGCUGCCUGCUGACAUUUCUUCCAUGUAUGAAAAGUUGUCCAAACAUAUUGUAAAGAAGGAGGGGAAGUGACUCUCAGGUGACUGUUACAUGAUUUCUCAGCACAUCCUUGAGGCUGUAUUUAAUCUGCAUGACUUCAUUUUACAAAUGUAAAUAUUAUCAUGUCAAAAAUCUGGAUAUUAAGGUAUAAUUUGCUAAUAAAUAACAGAAACUACACAUUUUUUAAGUGGGGAAAGUUUUGGGGAAGGGAGGGCUGUAAUUGGGGGAGAACAUGGUGUAUUUAUGACUAAUCGAAGGCCUUUACAUUUCAUUAGACAUUGUACUACUACCCUUUAAGGGAUGAUUAUGGCAGAGGUGAACCUUGGCAAUAUAAGCUGUAUAAAUCUCUACGAUCAAGAUUUUUAUGGAUAUUUUCAAAGAAAUAACCCUGCUGUUAUUUUCCAAGAGAUGGCACGCUAUUUGAAGUAUUAUAUUUUAGCAGAAACAGUAGCUUAGCUCACUGCAGACAAGUCAUUCUGUCAGAAUGUGCAUCCUAGUAUUAUUAUGAUUAUUGUAAGACUGUUAUUGUGUUUGUUUAUGACCUGUUGUACAUCGUAGGGCUUUGUAGACACUGUGGGGCUCACUGUUUGUAGAACUGCACUUCAGCCCUGCUGCAUUCGUCUUUUUAAUCCCAAUAAAAUAUUUCAGAAACUCUU
This is a messenger RNA of Cheilinus undulatus (humphead wrasse), 1935 nucleotides long. It is a transcript of the gene crip2, whose product is annotated as cysteine-rich protein 2. The record is from RefSeq and is a predicted model, not a curated record. Lineage: Eukaryota; Metazoa; Chordata; Actinopteri; Labriformes; Labridae. The coding region runs from base 113 to 730 and encodes 205 amino acids. The transcript is spliced from 8 exons.